CAGCAAUUGUAAUAAUACGGUUCAAAGAAAUGAAAAGUUGAGGCGACAUAAUGUAAAGGUACAAAGAUCACAAGCUAAAUAUUAUUUUAGAUUUACAACUUUUACUCUUAACUUAAGUGAACAUGACAUCAUAUUUCUACCUUGUCAGAUCAAUGCUAAGAGAAAAGUCGAUGAUGAUAAUAAUAAUAUCAACAAUCAUAACAUACUAUACUACUAAUUAACCAAUUCCUCAGCUGACUAGACAAGCUUAUUAUAUCGGAUGAGAAACAAACAAUCCUUCGAUGAAUUAGCCGAUUUCCUGGCUGGUUGUAUAAUUGAAUUGCCAAAUGAGCCAGCACACUUCACGUAACUUCACAUACAGAUAUUUUUAUACCCAAUUAGAUAUCGGUGCCAAGUUAUAUUACAAGCAUUUGGAUUUCCUGAAAUGGUGUGUUAUCUAAUUCAGUAUGCUAAGGAACUUUGAUGCAGUUAUAUCUGAGAAUUGAUAUCAUUAUAAAACAUUGACGCCAACUUGGAAUCAUUUUAAGCGCAAGACAUCUCAUUCAAGACACAGAUUCGAGCAAUUGAAUACAGGUGCGAAUGACGAGAUGAAAGCGUAUGUCAAGAUUGGAGAGGGAUUUUCCAACAAGUUUUCACACUCGGAUGCCAGCCGACUGGAACAACUACAUCCGUGAGAUCGUUUCAACAAAAACAAAACCUGGGCGAAAACUAGAAUAGGAUCAUACGGGAACUAUCUCACUCCACUCCGGAAUCAUAUACCAUGGAACAGACAGGUUGGCUUCGGAUAGGCCUUUUUUAUAUCUACCUCGUGGGUUGCUUUUCUGCGAAAAAUAAAGAACUCCUUCAAGAGAGCGAGGAGUUGGUCAAAGGAGAUUCAGAUAUGUCAAGGAGAUACAACCCUCUCAAUCAAUCAGAUAAUGACCUACAGCAUCAACGAUCAGCUGAAGAGAAAUUGAUGUCAAUAUUGUUCAGAAACUACAACCCAUCCGCUCGACCAGUGCUCAACGCAACCGAAAGUGUGCAAGUCAAUAUAAGAUUCUUGCUCAUGAGGAUCAAUGAUUUGAACGAAAGAAGCGAGAUGAUGGUCAGCACAGGCGUUAUUGUCUCAGAAUGGUAUGAUGAGCGCUUAGCAUGGUCCCCUGAGAAACAUCAUAAUGUAAAUGAUUUCAUCAUCGAGGCGAAGAAUAUUUGGAAGCCGGAACUCACUCUUAUAAACGGAGCUGUAUCUCUAAAUCAGGAAAAAUAUUACGAAGAAUUCCGGGCAAUUGUUAACUAUUCUGGUUUGGUACAUUGGGAACCGGGUGGCGUAUAUGAAACCACGUGUAAAAUAGACAUAUCUUACUUCCCAUUCGAUAGACAAAGGUGUAACCUUGUAAUAGGUACAUGGGCCUACUACAGUGGUAAGAUGAACCUCACUACAGAUGUUGAUAAGGUCGAAUUGAGUGACUAUCAGGAAAAUGGAGAAUGGGAUCUCUAUAAAAGUAACGUUAUAUGGACAUCAUUCGCUUUCGAAUGCUGUCCCGAUAUCAAAUACUCUAAGGUUGAGUUUGUAGUGUAUCUUAAAAGACGCCCUGCAUAUCACGUGAUGAAGAUUAUUGUCCCAUGUGCUCUGUUGUCCACAUUGAUGAUGUUUGCAUUCUGGGUGCCACCAUCCACCAGUGGGAAGAUACAGUUGGGGAUAUCUGUGGUCCUCUCCUUCAACGUGUUCCAGUUAUCCGUUGUUGACUCAAUACCAAAAACCUCUAUGUACUACCCAUUAAUAGGCAUGUAUCUAACUACAAAUCUGACAUUAUCUACUUUGUCUGUUUGUCUCACCGUGUUUGUCAUCUAUGCAGACCGCCAGCAAGACUGUCUUCCACCUUUAUGGGUCAAAAAGUGGAUCAUGCAUUAUUUAGGACGUUUCCUUUGUAUGGGUGCGUUUGAUUUUACCAAAAAUGUAGUAUACAAACCCAUGAAACCCAAACGAAAAAAGCAUAAAAAUAAUCACAUGAUUGAAAUGGAAGACUUGACUAUAGAUAACCAUCAAACUAUCGAAAACAGUCAGACAGAAGUUAAGUGGAAUAAUUAUGGGCGUGAUGCCAUGGCAGCCACAGUUGAAAUAACUAGUAGAACAGCACUCAAUCCAAAGCAGCAUAAAGAACAUAAAAUCCACGUGGGAAAUGACUGGCACAGGUUAGCUGCUGUAUUAGACAGGCUAUUCUUCUGGAUGGUUUUUACAACAAUAAUACUAUCAUCGGCAAUAAUAUUUGGUAUGCCAUAUGUCAACAAUGCAAAUGAAGAUGCUGAUUGAUGAGGGAAUGAAAACCUGCUUAAUCUAAAAAGAGUUAUUCAAUAUUAGAAAUGAAUUAUUAAAUGUACCAUUUUGUUUUGACAUCGAGAGGUACCUAAAGUAAAAAUUUGUUUUCUCGUGGCGUUACUGAAGUAAAUUAUAAUUUUACUCACAAAGACAAAGUAUUAUGACUCUGUAAAAGUUACUCUAAAAAUGUUAUUGUUCCGUGUACAUUAUUCAGUAAAUUGUAUAUUUUAUAUAUUCAAAGUUACUCAGAUUUUAAUUACCGGAGUUUAAACAUAUCGGAU
Owenia fusiformis is the source of this 2577-nucleotide messenger RNA. Lineage: Eukaryota; Metazoa; Annelida; Polychaeta; Sabellida; Oweniidae. The record is from the annotation of a GenBank genome assembly.